Poeciliopsis prolifica (blackstripe livebearer) is the source of this 924-nucleotide messenger RNA. RefSeq names its product olfactory receptor 11H6-like. The transcript has a single exon. Gene Ontology annotation, molecular function: G protein-coupled receptor activity; olfactory receptor activity. The coding region runs from base 1 to 924 and encodes 307 amino acids. NCBI's taxonomy places the organism in Eukaryota, Metazoa, Chordata, Actinopteri, Cyprinodontiformes, Poeciliidae. Gene Ontology annotation, cellular component: membrane. The record is from RefSeq and is a predicted model, not a curated record. Gene Ontology annotation, biological process: G protein-coupled receptor signaling pathway.
AUGAACAAUCUUUCAACAGUUUCAAUGUUUUUACUUUCAGGUUUAAAUGAGACAAAACAUGACAGGUCACUUUUUUUCUUUCUCAGUUUCAUGUGUUACUCUAUAAUUAUCCUUGUGAAUCUUUGUCUUGUUUUGACCAUAAUCUUGAAUAAUGAACUCCAUGAACCAAUGUAUAUUCUGCUUUGUGCUUUUUGCUUGAAUACCAUUUAUGGGACAGCAGGUUUCUAUCCUAAAUUUCUGUGGGAUCUGCUCUCUCCUGUUCAUGUCAUCUCUUAUUCAGGCUGCCUUCUGCAGGCUCAGGUGUUGUAUUCCUUCGGCUGCAGUGAUCUGUCCAUCCUUGCACUCAUGGCGUAUGACCGGUAUUUAGCCAUAUGCCAGCCACUGGAGUACCACUCUUUCUGGCCAAAUCAGAGAGUCAUCACUUUAGCGUGUCUUGCCUGGGUCAUACCUUUCUGCAUUGUCGCUGUAAACACUUUCCUGACAUCAAGGUUGAAGUUAUGCAGUUCGUAUUUAAACAGACUUAUUUGUAUGAACGGGAGUAUUGUUUUACUUGCUUGUUUUCCGGCUGAAACUUUUGUGAACAAUGUAGUUUCAAAUGCCACAAUAAUACUUUACAGCCUCCACAGUAUUGUAAUUAUAUGGUCCUACAUGUUUCUCAUCAAAAAAUGUGUCAAUUCUUUGGAAAACAGAAAAAAAUUCAUGCAAACAUGCGUGCCGCAUUUGGUUUCCUUGAUAUCAUUUUCUGUAACUAUACUUUUUGAUGUUAUAUAUAUUCGAUUUGAGUCCAAACAUUUACCACAAACUUUAAAAUACUUUGUUUCAAUAGAAUUUCUCAUCAUUCCUCCUAUCAUGAAUCCACUGAUAUAUGGUUUUAAGUUGACCAAGUUAAGAAACAAAGUUUUUGCAUCUCUAAAAAUGAAAUGA